Messenger RNA from Malaya genurostris, 3427 nucleotides. Its product is annotated as homeobox protein 5-like. The transcript has 3 exons. Lineage: Eukaryota; Metazoa; Arthropoda; Insecta; Diptera; Culicidae. Bases 848 to 3061 code for a protein of 737 amino acids. The record is from RefSeq and is a predicted model, not a curated record.
CUCUUUAGUUCGCGUUUGAAUAUCGGUCGGACGGCUCGUGGAGUAGCUGCUAGUAGCAGGGUUUGGAUGUUCGAUUGGAUCCUCACGUACGCGUACGACGACGUUACGGUUCGAGAAAGAAAAAGUAGUUCGCGAAUCUGAAGAGCUUCGACUUCUUCGUUGAAACAAGUUUUGGAUAUUGCUUUUUUUUCGCCGCUAGACGUGUGGUUAAUUUGUGCACAAAUUUCAGCGCUUGAAGGGUAAUCAUUUCAGCGAUUUCACGCCGUUUAGUAGUAAUUCACUAAAAGCCUAUCGUUGCCCAUUGAAGACCCACGGGCUGGUCGGUGUCGAAACUCCGUCUGCUAUUGGAGUAAAUUAGAUGAAUGGUGGUACCCUUCAUUGAACGGAAUGGUGUGUAGAUUAAGUCACUCCGGUUGGUGAAGAGAAUCCAUGUAUCGUGCUGGAAGUUAGUUGACCGCAAAACGAGAAGAAGCGCGAUCACAUUCGAGUUCGGAAUCGGGUUCAGUUGAAAGUGAGAAAAGUAGGUCUCGUGACGAUUUAUCGCCGGCGGACGCGUAGUCAGCUGGAACUGUGUGGAAGUUUGUUUUCUGUAAGCUGAUGAUGAUUCAUGGUCACUACGUCGGGAGGUCAUACCGAGAUUAAACAUUAUUACUGUUGUUGUCGCAUUUCCUCUGAUCUUGGUCGGCUGUUUGUGUUAGUUCAAAUCAAUGAUACGAUCGCUGUUCGUUCAUUGAUUUUGCGGCCAUCAGUGAAUAGGUGGCGAGAAGAGAUCUCGGAUUUUGAAUUUAAGUGUAGUGUUUGAAAAUAAUGCAUUAGUGUUGUAGGAGAACAGUGUGAUAGAAUUACAAUGUUAAGUACCAGAAAACCGGGUCCCCCGGUUCCUCCAAGGCCAAGUGCUGCUGCAGUGGCCACUGCUCUGGCUAAGCACCGUGAGAAUUCUCCUAAUCAGUUGGGCAUUCAUACACUGAAACCUCCUCAUCCAGGGCGUACGGUAAUUUACAGAUCACCUACGCUGGAGCAUGACAUUCACUCGCAGCAAGUGAUUACCAAUGGAACUGCUAGUGCCAAUGCCUGUCUGAACCACGUUUCGGAUAACGGAACAGAACGUCCCUUUCAGAAGUCGGAAAUUUACGUCGGUGUAUCUAACAGUUACAAUGUACCGCGACCUAUUCACCCUGUGAACAGUUUUGUUAAUCGCAGUAUUAACAACGGUAAUUCCAACAUGGAAAACAGUAAAUUAACAUAUACAUCAACAUGCAGUAUAAUUGAGAUAAAUUCUUCCUCAUCGGCAUCGACAUCGACAUCGUCCUCUCCAAUGUCAACACUGCAGAAGUCCGACUCCAAACCCAAUCUCGUCGGCAUCUGUAAUGAUCGUAAUCAUCUUAAUUCUGCCGACGAGGAUGAUACCAUCGUCAGCCAAAAACUGAAUGCCUAUAGCCACCGGCACACGGAUCCGUUAGAAGACGCUACAAUUAAGCGCAAUUCGUCGGACGUGAUUGUGAUCAAUUCGGCGUCCUCGGAGCAUGACAGUGGCACCGAGCAGUAUUCAGCGGAUACCAACAGUAUCGCAAGUAGUAACUCACUUGAACGGAAAAAUAACUUUAAAAACGCAGAAACCCACAAGACACACAUGACUGAGAUCAUCAUUGGGCAUGGUGCCGACAGUCUGUCGAAAACCACCACCACCACCACGGUCGUUGCCAAUGGAACAGCCACUAUCAUUGAAGCUCGAAAUGAUGCCCUCCAACAUAACGGAUCUUCCCCCGAUCCAACCACUCAUGUGAUACGAAGCUCGUCAAUUCGGCUACCAUACCGCCCCGAACCGGAAGGUGGUGAAUAUGUAACACCAUCACAGGAUCAGAAUCACGGAGUUAAAGUUAUCAAACGUCCUGUGAUUGAUCCGAAAACAAUAGAUUCCAAGCUAAGUGAGAAAAAAGUAGCAUUCCACGAGCAGCUCAUCUCGGAACUGGCUGCAAUGAGAAAUGCACAUGAAAACACAACUUUCGACACAGUUUCGAAACGUCAACGAUAUCCACCGGAUAAUCGAUCAUCAACGGAAGUUUCUCCGAAUGGAACUGCCACCCGGCUGGCUAGAAUUCGAACUUCUGACUGGAUUGAGGUAGGAGACAAUGGAAAAGAAGUGAUACUCUCUAGUUGCCAAAUCAGCUUGGAAGACUCCGGAAUGGAGGAUGAGGAAAAACUGGAUGAUGCGUCCUCUGGUGUGGGGGAUUCCUGGGAUAGCGUGAAGGAUGCUGAAGAACGCAUCACGAUGUCCCUACCGGGACUACCCCCACUGCCAAAAAGUCUUAGUGGUUUCGAUCUAGCCGGUCAGCAACUUUUAUCUCACCAGCAGCAUCAUCAGCAGCAGCAACAGCAGCAUCAGCAUCAUCACGUUGCUCAGCACCAGUCAUCUCAAACACAGCAACAACAACAAUACCAUCAUCAUCAUCCUCAGCACACACCUUCGCAGCAGUUGUUGUCUCACCAGCAGCUGCCACCAUCGCUGAAUCACCAUCCCACGAAUCCGUUUAUCCCGAUGGGAGUAAAUCUGCAGAGCGUUAGUAUGGCAUCACUCGUAUCUCAGCGCGGUCAGUCACCGAUUAGCACCAUUAGCAGUUCCAGCAGUAUACCGGUCACUCCCAACAGUGGUUCUGGCGGCGGCGGAGGAGGAGGUGUGAGCGUUAGGAAACCAACAACGCUUGAUACUCAACUGGCUGUCUUGCGAAGAGAAAUGUACGGUCUGAGACAGCUGGAUCUGUCGCUUCUGUCCCAACUGUGGGCGCUAAAUGAGUCAAUUCAGGAGUUCCGGACGAUGCUGCAGGAGCAGGAAACUCUCUCGCCACCCUCGCCAACGCCUUCCAAUUCGGACGCCAAUUCCGUGUCGUCCGACGAUGAUGAAGACGAAUCGUCAAACACCGCAACGACCGGUGGAAUUGGACCGAAUCACAACUUGAUCGAGUCGGUCGCAGCCGCUUCGGUGCUUUCUUCGAACCAAUCGAACCGGAUGAGAGCGCCACCACCUCCACCACCCAAUCGGAAAGCACCCUCCCGACCGGUUUGAGUUUUCCACAGCAGGCCUAGAUAUUCCAAAAAGCAACUUCACUCUCUCCAAGUUCUAGCCAAUAAUUGAACAAAUUUACUCCGUUUCGGAGCGAUCCAGUGCAUUGGGUGGAUCUAAAGCGUUAACUAUUUAUGUUGCCGCCGAAGCAGCAAUCACAAAACACGUAAGUCAAUAGAACAAGACAAUGGUGAGGGUUUCCGAGGGCUAGCGCUCAGCGAGAACCGCACCCUAAUCAUUAAGUAAGUAUUUGCUCUGCAGCCCUUUUGUACAUAGUAAUUAAACGUAAUUCUUUCAAUUCACUACAAAUAAACAAUAAAGAAACCAUGUUCCAAAAUAGAAAUCGCAAGCGUCAAACAACGAGUAAAA